CCAGUGGUUACUGUACUAGAUAUUUCGCAUAUCCAAGUAUGACUAUUCCCUUGUUGGAUUUAACUUUCGUACAUAAGACCUAUAGAGCCAUGGUUAACUGGUUCCUGAUUCGACGCCUCGCCAACGAUGUCCUCCGAGCAAGAACGCCAAACUAUCCUUAUUCCUCUAAACCUUGGUUCCCCUUCCCAAUAUGAUCGAUCGAUCUUCCCUCUCAUGAAAAUGAAACGGAUGAGCGACCUGGAUCAAGUAGAUAUAGUUCUUGAAGCCACAAUGGAUGAAUUAUUCAAGAUACGUGAAAUGGCAGGGAAUUUGAAACAGUUAGAUAGAGUCUUUGUGCGUGCUAAGGAGGAAUAUGAUAAGUUAAAGUCGAAGAAAGAACACCUGGAAAACCAAAAGACGUCCUUCAAUCCUGUGAAACUGUUUUCGACAUAUCGUUCUGUUCGACUGCUCGCAGUAGCAGGCAAAAACUUGUAUAAGAAAACUAGGAGUACAUCUGAAAGCCUGAGGAGGCAGCUACUUUCUGUAAACGGACGAGAUGUUCAACCAGUCGACUAUGACGACGUACCAUUUGACGCUCGCAUUAGCGCCAUCGCUAUUCCACUGGAAUCGCAACUAGACGAACCCACGGCUACGUUCUUCACUGAAGCAGCGGAUUUUAUUUCUUCUCAGGUUAAUCUCCUUUCUGACGACAAUCCUUUCGGAGAUGAUCAACGAGUGGAAGAGUCUGCAGAUACUGAAUACCAUACACCCUUUGAUUCUGGAACCCCCGAUAGCGGGGCUGCAUCACCAGCCAGUUCUCAUUUCUUUGGAACAUCCUCGGGGCAGGGAUCUGGCAACAACUUUUUCAUCUUCAAUAACAGCUACGUUGCCUCGAGAUCAGUCAUCCAAUCGCCGACUCUUAACCACGGUGGGUCACAAAAUCAAGGAUCAUCUCCUCACCAUUGACACCAUCAAUUAUUGAAUAUUUGCUUAUAUACACGAUUGAAAAAAUAUCAUGGCUCUCACUUGCAGUGGUUUUCGUUGGGGAUAAGACGUUCCGUAACACGCCGCAUACAAUGUUCUCAAGAUUUCGAUGGCGUCG
Messenger RNA from Suillus subalutaceus, 1081 nucleotides. RefSeq lists its product as uncharacterized. Bases 127 to 945 code for a protein of 272 amino acids. Lineage: Eukaryota; Fungi; Basidiomycota; Agaricomycetes; Boletales; Suillaceae. The transcript has 6 exons. The record is from RefSeq and is a predicted model, not a curated record.